AUGUCCAAGCCAACACGUACCCCCGUCAGCACUAAAGGUGCACCCGUCCCACCCCCAAUCCUCUCCCAAGGUAUGGUCGUGGGUAACAUGGUUUACUGCUCCGGCCAGUUGGGAGUAGACCCAACCACGGGUAAAAUGGUGGAGGGAACCAUCCAGGACCGAACACGACAAAUUCUACGCAACCUGAACGCCGUCCUAGAGGCUGCAGGGUCGAGUCUCCAAGACGCAAUCAAGGUCAACAUCUUCCUCACUGAUAUGGCUGAUUUCUCGGCUGUGAACGAAGUCUACGCUACUUUCUUCUCAGAUCCCAAGCCGGUGCGUACUUGCAUUGCCGUAAAGUCCCUCCCUCAGGGAUCAGAUGUGGAAAUCGAGUGUUCUGGCCUGGUUACCAAGGCUGGCAAUGGACGCAGUUCUAGACUUUAA
Messenger RNA from Penicillium crustosum, 423 nucleotides. RefSeq lists its product as uncharacterized. NCBI's taxonomy places the organism in Eukaryota, Fungi, Ascomycota, Eurotiomycetes, Eurotiales, Aspergillaceae. The transcript has 3 exons. Gene Ontology annotation, cellular component: cytosol; mitochondrion. Gene Ontology annotation, molecular function: deaminase activity. The record is from RefSeq and is a predicted model, not a curated record. Bases 1 to 423 code for a protein of 140 amino acids.